Morchella sextelata is the source of this 222-nucleotide messenger RNA. RefSeq lists its product as uncharacterized. The record is from RefSeq and is a predicted model, not a curated record. The transcript is spliced from 5 exons. Lineage: Eukaryota; Fungi; Ascomycota; Pezizomycetes; Pezizales; Morchellaceae. The coding region runs from base 1 to 222 and encodes 73 amino acids.
AUGGGCCAACUACUAUUGGCCGUGAAGGCUCAAGAGUGUCUCCCGUUGUUGGUUGGGGAGUGGGCAAUCCUGAUACCGUCUGAGAAAAGCCAACGAGUCCUUCUGAUACCGGGCCUUGGGUUGGGAAGAAGUGAGGGUGGACUCCGAUGGGAUAGGAAAGCUGCUUCGCUUGAUAUGAUCGUGGGUGUAUCGUUGGGUUCAGAUAUCAUUGAUGCGGGGUAA